Messenger RNA from Coregonus clupeaformis (lake whitefish), 3888 nucleotides. It is a transcript of the gene prlra, whose product is annotated as prolactin receptor a. The transcript has 9 exons. The record is from RefSeq and is a predicted model, not a curated record. Gene Ontology annotation, biological process: cytokine-mediated signaling pathway. Lineage: Eukaryota; Metazoa; Chordata; Actinopteri; Salmoniformes; Salmonidae. The coding region runs from base 193 to 2100 and encodes 635 amino acids. Gene Ontology annotation, molecular function: cytokine receptor activity; cytokine binding. Gene Ontology annotation, cellular component: external side of plasma membrane; membrane; signaling receptor complex.
UCCAUGGGUGUGUGUCCUCGUUCUGUGUUCUAGCCAAUUAUCCCAUUACACAACAACCGAUAUUAACAAAGUUUCAGUUGGAGCGCCGUCGCAUUGGAGUCAAGCUCCUCUGGAUCGCAUAAGGAAUUAAAGGAAUUGACUGGACUUCGCCGAAUGCAAGUGGGAAUUCAAACUGACUUGCAGUGAGGAGGCAUGAUGUGGAGAGACGCGGGAGUCACACUGAUACUGUCACUAAUUCUGCCUGUGGUCGCUCAGGGAGCACGCCACACCCCCCCAGGAAAGCCCAAGCUGACCAGCUGCAGGUCCCCAGAUAAGGAGACCUUCACCUGCUGGUGGGAGGCAGGCUCUGAUGGGGGGCGACCCACCACCUACUCCCUCUUCUACCACAAAGAGAACUCUGAAACAGUCUAUGAGUGUCCAGACUACCAUACAGCGGGGGCCAACUCCUGUUUCUUCAACAAGAAUGAAACAUCCAUCUGGAUCAACUACAACAUCACUGUAGUGGCCACCAACGCCCUCGGCAGCAACUUCUCUGACCCUGUGGACGUAGACGUGGUCUAUAUAGUCCAGCCACACACACCAGAGAACGUGACGGUGGGGGUGUUGGAGGACGAAGAUGGUCCUUUCCUCAGGGUGUCAUGGGAGCCGCCCCGUAAGGCUGACACACGUUCCGGCUGGAUCACCCUUAUCUAUGAGCUCAGGGUCAAACUGGAGGAGGCAGAGGAGUGGGAGGAGCACCGCGCGGGUCAGCAGAAAAUGUUCAACAUCUUCAGCCUGCACUCUGGUGGCGUCUACAUGGUCCAGGUCCGCUGCAAACCAGACCACGGCUUCUGGAGCGAGUGGAGCGCCGCCAGCUAUGUCAAAGUCCCAGACUAUAUCCCCCGGGAACGAUCCAUGUGGAUCCUGAUAGCAGUCUUCUCUGCCUUCAUCUUCCUGAUUCUCACAUGGAUUAUCACCAUGAACAGAACCAGUGUGAAGCACUGUCUACUACCUCCAGUUCCUGGACCUAAAAUAAAAGGAUUUGAUAAACAGCUUCUCAAGAAUGGGAAGUCAGAAGAGGUGUUCAACGCCUUGGUAGUCCAAAGUUUCCCUCCGAGGUCUACUGACUACGAAGAUCUGCUGGUGGAAUACCUGGAGGUUUACGUCAACGAGAAACAGGAACUGAUGCUGGAGGGGAAAGACCUCCAAGAUGUCGGUUGCCUCAAGUCCAAGAACCAGUCGGACAGCGACUCAGGCCGGGGCAGCUGUGACAGUCACACCUUGCUGAUGGAGAAGUGUGGAGGUGUGGAGUCCAAGGAGGAGUCGAGCUACGAGGAACCCGAGCUACUGCAGGGCCAGGCGGGGUCUUGGGAGAGGCUGGAGAGGGGAGACAGCCAGGAGGUGGACAGCCCAAAUUCAUCAAAUGGGAGGGUCAAGACCUGGCCGUCAGUCUUCUCCCCGUCGAUCCAUGGAUCCUCCGACAACCACCACUAUGGUACACUUGAGAUGCCCAAGCAGCACAGCACAAGUGAGACAACAUACAGCAUCCCAGAUCAUCUCUUCCCCACAUCCACCUCCUCUUCCCACCACCACCCAGAGUACAGCCUGGGAGAGUACAGCGAGUACCGUCUCAGCAGAUCCCCGUCCGCUGGAGCCGCUUCCCACUGGGAAGCCCAGCACCUCCAGGCCCAUAUCAACUUCAACAUCCACAAUCAGGAGCACCAGAGAGAAGCCACGGUGCUUGGGCUGUCCCCGUCCCGGUCCAUGGAGUACGUGGAGGUCCAGAAAGUGAACCAGGAGAACCAGCUGGUGCUGAAGCCCCUCUCCAGCCAUAGCCGGGGCCCCUUCCAGGUGCAGUUCGGCGGGGCUGGGGUGGACUACAGUAAAGUCAACGGGGUGAACAAUGACAACGUGCUCUUGCUGCAGAGGCAGAGGGAGAUGGCUGAGGCUGAGCGGUACUGUGACUACCAGGAGAAGGAGGGGCGUUCGGCUGAGAGAUGUCCCACACAGCAGCAGGGCAAGGCGGCCAAAGACGGGCCUGUAGCUACCCAGCUCCAGGAGAGCAUGUGCCUGACCACCAGUGGCUAUGUGGACACUGCCACUAUGAUGCCCACCUUCUAGAGGGUCUGAAAGACGGUCUGUGUGCUAAACUCCCUGCUCCUCCUGUAGUCGCGAGCUGGGUUGUGACGUCACACAGUUAGACAGUUUGCUAUUGUCACUCUCCAUUCUGUCAGUCUCCAGCUCAGCACAGGAGUUUUGUACAUUGAGGAGGCCUGGAUGGAUAGUUCUCUGGAGGAUAAAAACUAUUCUCUCUGAGACUAAGCUAAUCUCCCAAAAAUGUACAAACACUUUGAGAUAGUGAGGAGAGUUUCUGUCAGAGACGGGACCUAAACCCUUUUACUCCUUGGAGAGCAUAGCUCACCCACAAUCUGUUAAAGAACCAACUCUAUAUGUGUACUUCAUGCAAGAACCGAUGGAAAACAGCUUUAUGCUUCAGAAUCCACAGAAUGAAUAGCUAUAUAUUUAUUUUUUUAAAUAUGAUUUUUAAUGAUGAUAAUGAAUGUAUUUGAUCAUAAUGGUGUAAAUUGAAGUGUAUGCUAAUUAUUACUUAUUUCAGCUCUGUUGUCUCUCUGUGUAAUGCAAAUUGCAACUCUACUGAUUUCCAAAGGUACUACUGCACAUUAUUUCCUCAACGGACUUCCAAAGUAUAAUUUUCUGUAUACAGUUGUUAUGCGGGUGUAUGUGAAAUUAUUCUUGUAGAACCAAAACUGGGGGAACCUCUAAAUAAAUUGUAAUUUAUUAUUCUGACUUUUAUAAAUGUGUCUAGUCUAUCUAUAGUCUCAGAGAUACUGUAUCAGAUCUCAGCUGAUGAUUCAGUUUCUGGUUUAGAAAACUAUAGUUAUAUAAAAAGUUUUCUAUAACUGUAAGUAAAAUGUUGUUUUAAAGAAAAGAAGGAAGUACAAAGAAAAAAAGCACUACAGAAAGAAAUACAGGGAUAUUUUUCAUACAGAGUUUAUUUUGGUGAAAGUACAUACAGAUUCUUUACUAUAUUGAUUAUUUGUUCAGUCAAGUAUAUUGAUUUGUUCAAUCUGUGAAUUAAAAUGCUGCUCAUUAAAGAUGAAAUAUAGAUACAUGAUUAUUUAUUACUAAUGAUUUAUUACUUAUUCUAGAUUAUUCCCAUUAUUUUACUUCUAAAUUAGCCUCGGAAGCUAAUUUCUUGUUAUCAUGAUACUCUUCCACAUUUAUUGUGAAUUGUAAAUGUUGCACAGUGGUCAGACAGCUAGUGAUGGCUAUUACGGUUUGUUAACAAUUCUUUUAUUGAACUGAAGGUACUCAUGUAGAAUUCCCCGCACCACAAAUGUUGUCAAAGUAGCGAUUUAUACCUACAGAUGUAGCGGUCUUUAUAUGUACCACAGAACCACCAAGAAAUGAAGAGCAACACCACGGCUGUCUUUUAUGUAGAUCUACAAUGAUAUUAUGAAAAGACAGGACAGGAACACAUCAGUCUCCAAUGCACCAUCUGACAUGUUGUUCUAUAGAGACAUUUUUCUUAUGUCUUCCACAAGAUUGAAUGAAUAAACAGAGACGGUGUGGGCGUAGAGAGGAGGGGCUUGCAAGAGGAUAGGUGUGCUAGCUGUUUUCAAAGUAAAAGCUGUGUGACUCUGACGUUACCUGACCACCGCUCCAAUGCUUGGUGGCUUCACAGACAGGGAGCUUAUAUUAACCCCUAGAGUUGAUGUCUGCGGCCCCGAGGAAAUCUAAUUAGCACAAUAAUAAAAUCCCCAUCAAAAUCCGUCAGUUGAAGAUGUAUUAUUUUGUAUAUAUUUUUGCAUUUUUCAAUCCACUGCGUCCACAGAUGUCGCCCUUCCGCAUCUGCCGUGAAAGGAGACAGAGAUAGACUGUGCUACC